Molecule: messenger RNA, 1871 nt
Organism: Galleria mellonella (greater wax moth)
Lineage: Eukaryota; Metazoa; Arthropoda; Insecta; Lepidoptera; Pyralidae
Product: progestin and adipoQ receptor family member 3
Exons: 7
Coding region: 267-1292 (341 amino acids)
Cellular component (GO): membrane
Molecular function (GO): signaling receptor activity
Source: RefSeq, a predicted model, not a curated record
UUUUAUUUCAUUUUCUUUCAAAACUGUUUCUCUCUUGUUUUGUGUUACAGGUAUUUUAUUUAUCUGACUACUUAAAUUUAGGAUAGUUAAUAUUUUUAUUUAAAAAGUUUUGUGCUGUUUUUAAAUUUGGAAUUCGUAUUUAUUCAGAUGUGAUUUAGUUUUAUCGGAAUUCUUAGUAUGAAGUUAUAAGUGUAAAGUUACAAAGUGUAAAUUACUUUUUGUCAAGAGUAUAUUUUUAAUCGUACAGGAUAUUGAGAAGAGAAAUUAUGACUUUGACUAUGACUAAAAAAGUUAUUGAAUGCCAAGCGGAAACCUUACAAUUUAUGCCAAUAGAAAAAGUAGAAGAUGAAUGCAGCACAGAGAACUAUAGCUCUGGCAGUACCCUCCUCAAACGUGGCAAGAAAUUGGAAGACAACAAUAACUUGACCAAAGAAGAUUUGGAGUAUAUCAAUUAUAGGCAGCUAUUGAAGUAUGAAGAAGCCCCAGCAUACUUGCAGCACAAUCCAUACAUAAGAGAUGGAUAUCGGAAGAUGUUACCAACAAGAUUAUGUUGGGAGAGUGUAUUCUGGUGGACAAAUGAAACAAUGAACAUUUGGACACAUGUCUUCGGAUUCUUCCUAAUAAUGAGUCUGACGAUCAAUGAUCUCCUACUUAUAAAUAUCCACGCGACGAUGGCGGACAAAGUCGUGGCAGCUGUAUUAUUUUCUUGCUUUAUGAUAUGUAUGGCCCUCUCGGCGCUGUACCACACGUUCUCUUGCCGUUCAGAGACUGAUUACAACACUUUCCUGAUGUAUGACUUAUUUGGAAUAGCGCUGUCGUUACUGGCCAUAUACACGUCCGGAGUGUACUACGCGUUUUGGUGUAAUUACGAGCUUAAAGUCUUCUACAUGAUAACAGUGACCGUGAUAUUCGUGGUGGCGAUGACACUGCAAAUACCUAGGUUGAACGUCUCCUAUCUGGUGAAGAUGUGUGUGUUCAUCGGAUGGGCGGCAUACGGCAUGCUGCCUACCUUACACUGGACAUACAUUAACGGUGGUUUCGACAACCCUUUAGUACAGAUACUCGUCCCUAGAAUCGUUGGGAUGUACCUUAUCAGUGGAACUGCAUUCAUAAUUUACGCUUUUAAGAUACCAGAAAUUUGGUUCCCCGGCAAAGUGGACUACAUCGGUCACUCUCACCAAUGGUGGCACAUUCUAGUACUGGGAGCUCUCUAUUACUGGCACAAUACAGCGAUGUUAUACGUACAGUACAGGAUGAACCACGGCUGCGCAAGUACCAUGAGGAUAUUUUAAUUUAUUUAUAUGUAGCUUCCACGAGCCACCCUAGAACAAAAUAUAGGCGAUCUUUUGUCCUAUUAAUUGUAUGAUGCACAAACUGAAGUUAUCUACUUAAACUUUGUCUUUUUACCCGACUGCCAAAGAAAAUAGGGUAAUGUCUAUCAGGCGUAUAUAUGUAACUAGUAAGCAAAUAAAACGUGGUGUCAGAGAGCUUAAGGUAACAUGACACUAUAAACUAAAUAUGACGCUCGUGAAUCGCCGAAAUCGUAUUUUUUUUUUUGUUAUUUUGUCACACACAUACUCGUGUUUUAUGUGUGAUAUAUAACAUAAUGUUAAUCUUACUUUAUUAAUCUAUGUUGUCUAUACAAUGUGAGGAUGUUGAUGAAAAAAACAAACUUCCAAAACAAAUAAAAUUUGCUUUGGUGCUACUUAACGAGAACCUCAGAUGAAAGAAUUGGUGUACGAAGGCCUUUAGCUUUACAUACGACUCCAAUAUACUGUAUAUCUGAGUCGUUAUAUACGUAAUUUAAAAAAAAAAUACAGAAGUGAUUUUUAUUUUCUAGUAAAACUAUUGAUAUUAUGAUAUUGAAAGAU